AAGAGAAGAGAGAGUGACUAUUUCAAAGCAUAGGCAAGGUUGUCGCAAACCCAAACCCAAACCCAAAUACCCAAUCUGAAGAAGAGAGUAAGGUGUAAGAGAGAGAAGACAAAGAGAAGAAGAGACCGAUCACGAUGGCUACGCUACAAACCGUUGUUACUGUCAUCCUUCUCCUUAUGCUUCUUCUCAUCCUCAUCUUCCUUUUUUAUCUCUUCAAACCAUGGCGUGAGCUAGAGAGACCUCUCGUUCGCGAAGAAGGUGAUGCCAACGAUGCCAAUUUGCCCUUCAAUAAUAAUAGCAAUAAUCAGAACAAUGAAUUGGCCAGAGAUUAUGAUCUCGAAGGUGCUUGUCACCCCAACGAAGUUCAUUUUCGCUCUCCUCGAUCACUUGGCCUUGUACGCAAGCCGAGGCUUCCGAUUCGCAAUGCGCCACAGCAAGGGGAUGCUUUGGUUUUAGAUGUUAUGUCUGCAGACUCUGUUGAUGUUGGCCAAACCCUCAGGCUUUCUCCUGCUCUCUUAGCUGAAGCACAAAAGCAUCACCAUCAGCAUCAGCAUCUCCAGAAUAAUAGGGUUCUGGACUCUCUGGAGAGAGAUAUCCUUGGUCAAAGAAGUUGCCUUACUCUGGAGGUUAUCAGUGGUCCUUCCCGGGGGAUUCGAUGUUCUGUACAGUCUAUGAAUUCUGCUGGUCUGCCCCUCACCCUGGGAAGAGUUCCUCCAAGCGAUUUGGUGAUAAAGGAUUCAGAGGUUUCGGGAAAGCAUGCCAUGAUAAAUUGGAAUUUGGAUAAAAUGAAAUGGGAGUUGGUAGAUAUGGGUAGCUUAAAUGGAACACUCUUGAAUUCUAGGCCAAUCAACCAUCCAGACACUGGAAGCAGGCUUUGGGGAGAUCCAGUGAAUCUUGCUGAUGGCGAUAUCAUAACACUUGGAACAACAUCGAACAUAAGUGUUCAUGUUGCUGCACAAAAUCAGCAACGCAUUCCAUUUGGAGUUGGUAUGGCAUCAGAUCCCAUGGCUUUGCGUAGAGGAGCAAAACAGCUUGCUAUGGAAGAUGUUUGCUAUUAUCAGUGGCCUCUGCCUGGGCUGGAUCAGUUUGGGCUAUUUGGUAUCUGCGAUGGACAUGGUGGAGAUGGGGCUGCUAAAUCCGCAAGCAAACUUUUUCCUGAGAUAAUUGCUAAUAUAUUAUUGGAUUCAUCAAAAAGGGAGCGGAUUUUAUCACUUCAUGAUGCUUCAGAAAUUCUAAGAGAUGCAUUUUCUCAAACAGAAGCAUGCUUGAAUCAUUACUAUGAGGGAUGUACAGCAACAGUGCUUCUGGUGUGGGCUGAUGGUGAAAAUUUCUUUGCACAAUGUGCAAAUGUUGGAGACUCUGCCUGUGUUAUGAGUGUAAAUGGGGAACAAAUCAAGAUGUCGGAAGAUCACAAGAUAACAACUUAUUCUGAAAGACAGAGAAUUGAAGAGACUGGUGAACCAUUGAAAGAUGGAGAAACACGUUUAUAUGGGAUAAAUCUUGCAAGGAUGCUUGGGGACAAAUUCCUGAAACAGCAGGAUUCCCGGUUCAGCUCAGAGCCUUAUAUUAGUCAAGUUGUGCAUAUUGAUCAAGCAAGCAGGGCUUUUGCCGUUCUAGCUAGUGACGGGCUUUGGGAUGUCAUCAGCAUGAAGAAGGCAAUUCAGCUAGUGCUUCAGAUGAGGGAGAAAUACUGUACAGAGAGAGAGAAUUUAGCAGAAAAGAUUGCUAGUUCAUUGUUGGCUGAGGCUAAGACACUCAGAACAAAGGACAAUACCUCUGUAAUUUUCUUAGAUUUUGAUAGCUUCAAUAGAUUUUCUUGUAAAGUUGAAUCCUAGUAUGAAUUAGGAAUAGUGAUAUAGUAAUGGUAAUAUAUAUAAUUUUCAUUCUCUUGAA
Messenger RNA from Arachis duranensis, 1893 nucleotides. Its product is annotated as protein phosphatase 2C 70-like. The record is from RefSeq and is a predicted model, not a curated record. Gene Ontology annotation, molecular function: protein binding; protein serine/threonine phosphatase activity; cation binding. Gene Ontology annotation, biological process: protein dephosphorylation. Lineage: Eukaryota; Viridiplantae; Streptophyta; Magnoliopsida; Fabales; Fabaceae.